Messenger RNA from Epinephelus fuscoguttatus (brown-marbled grouper), 3831 nucleotides. RefSeq names its product peroxisomal biogenesis factor 11 alpha (gene pex11a). NCBI's taxonomy places the organism in Eukaryota, Metazoa, Chordata, Actinopteri, Perciformes, Serranidae. Bases 272 to 1012 code for a protein of 246 amino acids. Gene Ontology annotation, cellular component: peroxisomal membrane. Gene Ontology annotation, biological process: regulation of peroxisome size; peroxisome fission. The record is from RefSeq and is a predicted model, not a curated record. The transcript is spliced from 3 exons.
ACAAGUACGCUUCGCUCAGCUUACAUGUGUAUAGGAUAAUUAGCUUAGUGUAAACGUGGGAGAAGUUUCGAAAUUCAGAUUAUCUGCUUGAGUUUUAAUCGGUAACGUUAGACUGAAUGCCAUUACUAACGUUGUUUAAACUGAACAGAAGUAACUGACAGUACCAACGGCAGCGACAAUCUGACGGUAACGUCUGUCUGGGUCCGCCUUUGACCGAGGGUGCAACUCUGCCCUAGCUUACUAGAACAAGUUGUUCUUGUCCGAUUUAAUCAUGGACGCGGUGGUGAAUUUCACAAGCCAGAGUCAAGGAAGGGACCGCAUAUUCAGGGCGACCCAGUAUGCCUGUGCACUGUCGAGAUAUUUACUGAGAAACCACACGGAAAGAAAGGACCUUGUGGCGAAACUUAAAAGUCUGGAAACCAACAUGAGCGCUGGACGAAAAUUGUUCAGGCUGGGAAACACAAUAAAUUCCAUUGAGGCUGCUAAGCGAACCAUGCGACUCUCUGACCGAGUGCUGUGCCUGUGCCUCACCGCAGCCAAUGUGAGUCGCGCCCUCUACUUUAUCUGUGACAAUGUACUUUGGGCCAGAAGUGUCGGUCUUAUCCGCGAUAUCGACAAGGAACGCUGGAGCGUAAACUCCUCCCGCUUCUACUUCCUCUCGCUAGUCAUGAGUCUGACCAGAGAUGUUUACAUGGUUCUGCAGUUGAUGGCAGAGAGAGCGAGAGAUAAACAUUUUAGGCAGAAAAUGGAGCUGCAUCUCAAUGAGAGUCCUGAAGUAGCUGAAGCUGUCAUCCCUCAGCUGGAUGCUCUUCUCUUUCUACUGUGGGAGAGCCUGAAAUCACAUCCUGCCGUUGCCUUGGACACGCUGAAAAAUAUAUGCGAUCUCUUCAUUCCCCUAGACAGGCUGGGUAUAUACCAGUCGAAUGCAGGAGUGGUGGGAUUUUGUGGUUUGAUUUCCUCCGUGAUUGGGAUUGUGACCCUCACACAGCCCAUGUUAAAACUCAAACCAUGAGGACAAGGGUAGGGGUGAUGUACUUUCAUCUACCUGGAGCUGUUGUGAUGGACUGAGGUCAACCUGGUGCAAAGUGAGAUGAGGGAACAUAUCACGGGCACAUCUUUGUUAGAACAGCCUGUGUAUUUUACACCUUAGGUCAGCAAUCACUGAAGCCAUGAUUGGAUUUGAUUGUUUUGUAACAGAUUGUUGAUUGAUUGAUUGAACUGAUUGCAUCAUACUUUUGAGACACAAAAUUACCUCACAUUAAAUGGGGACCAGUUAAAGUUCAGAACACUGGUUUUAAAGGGAGAAAAUCAAGUUUACAUAGAAGCCUUGUUUAUUUUUUGUAACUUAAAAGAGGCACAUCUAAACCUGUGUGCAUUUCUGUCUUCUCCAACACUACAUAUAACACCAGCAGACAGCUUUGUGACGACUAUACUUGAAAAAAAAAGGGCUCCUUUGUUGUGUGCACUUGCUUUUGCACCUAUCUCUUAAAAACAGUAAGAUCUUAAUCUGAGUGGCGUCACUACUUUAAAGGAAUGCUUAACACACAAAAUGACCUUUUGUAAACCAGUCAGUCAUGCUGCGUUACCUUGAGUUAGUGAAGAAAACUUCUUGAAUGCCUCCACGGAAAACGGCAAACAUAUGAAUUUGUGAUUGCUUGGGGACCAUGUUUAACAGCAGCAAAACUACAACAAAACAUGCAUCAUAAUCCAAGUCUCCUUUAUGCUGUCAUAUGCUAAGGCCUUUGCACACUGAGUUGUUUUCUUUUUACCAUUCAUCCAAAAAAAAUUGUUACACACAGAAACCUUACACAGUGAUUCCGAUGCAUUUUAUUGCUAUGUUUGGUGUGAAAAUUCACAAUACGUGACAAGGUGAAAAGACACUCCUCUCCUCUCUCUCUCUCCACUGGAGUUACCUGUCUGGCUGUCAUCACUCCCCUCCUGUCUCGCAUUUGGUGCCGCAGCUGCAUGAAGGCGAAGCUGUGCUCCCUGUCUGUCUCCGCAUUCUUUGUGCGAUCCACAUCCUCCUUCUCAUCAUCAUCAUCAUCAUCAUCCACCUGAACAUUACUAUCUGGCCUGUUGAAAGUAGCUGUCUGUAGUUAUGACAUGCUGCUGUGCACCCCGUUUAUUUGUCUUGUCGCAGCUGUGUCCCACCGCCACAUCUGAUUCUUGGUCAGACGUCUCUAAAAACUUCUGACGGAUGUGGAAAAACACGGAAAAUCAAAUCUGUUCAGAAAAUUUUAAUGACAGAUGAAAGUUUUGGACUCGGUGUGCAAACACAAUUGACACACUGUGAGCUUGUAUUUAUUUUUAGAAGUUCGACAAUUUCAGGUGAGAAAAUCUGACUCAGUGUGCAAAGGCCUUUACUGAAAUUGAAACUUAUCUAUGCUCUUUUCAAAGCCAGAUGUUUUAGUGAAAAUGCAUGUGUUUGGAAAGUACUGAUCGACAGCUGGAUAAAUGAGACUUGCAUUUCACUGCACGAGUUGUGUGACAGUUUGUAAAUGAAUACUUUGAUAUAAUUUUGCUGUUGUUAAAUGUGGUCCCCAAUCAAUCAUAAAUCAAUAUGUUCACUGUUUUCCAUGGAGACAUGCAAGAGAAACAAAGCUUUCUUUAAGAACUCAGUGUAACACGUUAUGACUCGCUGAUAUAUACAAAUGAUCAUUUUGUGGGUGAGGUAUUCCUCAGGUAUUUCCCUGUCUGUCUCUGCUCUCAGUUUUGUAACAAGAUGCUGCUAAAAAAUUUACCUCUUUAAUUCAAGUGAUGAAUAAGCUGCUUCUCAGCCCAAAGUGCUUUCAAAGGGGAAAAAGCAGCUGAGAGAUUUUCGGGUAGUAGGCCUUUGUCACAGCAGACUUUUUGACUUGUCAUUGGAGAAAAUCUUACUAAUAACAUGAUGGCUCUGCUCUUUUCAAGUGCCCCAUUGAGAAUGAUGGUGAGGGAACAUUCACUAUACAAGAACCCUUUAAUUCUGUGCUUUCCCUGCUGUGACAAGUUAAAAUGUCUUCCUUGAAAAAGCCUUUUCAUUGUACAUGCUAUUUAUGUUUCAUUCUGCUAUUCUGGGCUUUGACUGUCAGAUUAUAUGGUGUGUUCAUUUAAAGAAAUGAUUUAGAACAAAAAAAAAUAUGUAUAUUGUGAUAAAAGACACCCACGAUAAUGUGAUUACAAUUAAAUUAUUAAUAUAUUGUCUAGAAAUUGUAUGCUUGUAUAUGUAUGCUUUUUUAUCUUUGUGACAGACAAAACAAGUGUGCUUGGACAAGUUAAAAAAAACUCCAAAUUCCUCUAUGCAAUAAUGUGAAAUAUUAAGUGUAAAGCUGCGAGUGCACAUGCUUUUAUUAUCACAUCAUUUAGUUCUGAUGACGUACUGUUUUCACUGUCACAGUUGAUCAAAAAGGUAAUUAAAAAUAUGAAAUAAACUUAAAAUUGUUUUUAAAAACUGCAUGUUUUGUAUUUUAAUGUUAGUCAUAAAUUGAGUGGUGCUAAAUGGAAAACAGCUGUGGUUCAGUUCAGAAAUAGAGUAACACUGCCCUCUUGGGGGAAACACAAUGCUUUGCUGAAUUGAAAAGAGCUUUAUUUUUCAUUUAUACUGAGACGACAAUACUUUUUUUUUUUCUGAAAGCUUUUCUCAAGAGGAUGACAUUGUGAUAAAGCAUCCACCAUCAAAAAUUGCAAAAAUAUACUCCAUUUCCCUUUCACCAUACUUUGAGUUUUGCUGUGAAAAGAACGAACAAACAAUGCAAAGAUGAAUCCCAGAAAAGGACAAACACAUAGAAAGCAAUAAAUAAAGAAAUUUGUUCUCCUACGUAGAUCAAUUGCAGAGAUUCAUAACAGGCAAAAUGU